Ipomoea nil (Japanese morning glory) is the source of this 1543-nucleotide messenger RNA. Its product is annotated as transcription initiation factor IIB. Gene Ontology annotation, molecular function: TBP-class protein binding. The record is from RefSeq and is a predicted model, not a curated record. Gene Ontology annotation, cellular component: nucleus; transcription preinitiation complex. NCBI's taxonomy places the organism in Eukaryota, Viridiplantae, Streptophyta, Magnoliopsida, Solanales, Convolvulaceae. Gene Ontology annotation, biological process: DNA-templated transcription initiation; transcription preinitiation complex assembly. The transcript is spliced from 7 exons. Bases 344 to 1279 code for a protein of 311 amino acids.
UAGUAACGUAGUAGUUUAUCCAUUUGGAAAGGGUGAGGGUGAGGGUGAGGGGAAUGGAAUGCUGUUUUCUCGGUAUUUCAAUCUCCAUCGUCCACACCAUCUACUCCGUGUUUAUAUAAACCACUUGGAGAGAGAGAGAUAUAGAGAGAAUUAAUGUGUGUGUGUGUGUGUGAGUGUUGACCCUUUCCCUCUCCCUCCUUUCCUUACCUUACCUUACAGCUCACAUGAAAUAGGUGAAUUCUAACUGAUAACACAUAAAUUAUUAUUGGGGAAAAGCAUUCAAAAAAUCUCUGUAAUCUUCAUCGCGAUUUUUGUUUUGUUUUUCCUCUUCUUCACCGCAGCAAUGGAUGCCUACUGCUCCGACUGCAAGAAGAGCACCGAGGUGGUGUUCGAUCACUCCGCCGGCGAUAUGGUUUGUUCUGAAUGCGGCCUCGUUCUCGAGUCCCACUCCGUCGAUGAGACCUCCGAGUGGAGAACUUUCGCCAACGAGUCCGGAGAUAACGAUCCCAAUCGAGUUGGUGGCCCCAGCAAUCCCCUCCUCACCGACGGUGGCCUCUCCACUGUCAUCUCCAAGCCCAAUGGAACCACCAGCGACUUCUUGACCUCCUCUCUCGGCCGCUGGCAGAAUCGCGGCUCCAAUCCUGACCGUUCCCUCAUUCUCGCCUUCAAAACCAUCGGCACUAUGUCUGACAGAUUGGGCCUGGUUGCCACUAUAAAGGAUCGUGCUAAUGAGAUUUACAAGAAGGUAGAAGAUCAGAAAUCUAGUAGAGGAAGAAACCAGGAUGCUAUCCUAGCUGCCUGCCUAUACAUCGCUUGUAGACAGGAGGACAAGCCCCGCACUGUAAAGGAAAUAUGCUCUGUUGCCAAUGGUGCAACCAAGAAGGAGAUUGGCCGAGCAAAGGAAUACAUAGUGAAACAACUAGAGCUCGAGAUGGGUCAAUCUGUGGAUAUGGGCACUAUACAUGCUGGGGAUUUCAUGCGACGGUUUUGUUCGAACCUUGGAAUGGCAAAUCAAGCUGUUAAAGCUGCCCAAGAAGCUGUCAAAAAAUCAGAAGAGUUUGACAUAAGGAGGAGUCCCAUAUCUAUUGCAGCAGCUGUUAUAUACAUUGUUACUCAGCUUUCAGAUGAUAAAAAGCCUGUCAAAGAUGUAUCACUGGCUACAGGAGUAGCAGAAGGGACAAUUAGGAAUUCCUUCAAGGAUCUGUACCCGCAUCUCUCAAAGAUAGUGCCAAAUUGGUAUGCUCAAGAACAGGACUUGAAAAACCUCAACAGCCCUUGACAUCAAAACACCGAUAGCAAUUAAGCAAGCCAGUCAUCUUCAAAUUAUUUCUGAGGACCUCCAUGACAGAUUCAAUGACAAAUACUUCCUUAUUUUGUAACGAAACUGAUAAAUUCUGAACAGUUAGAAUUUUCAGGUUUUGAUCUUUGAAGUUGGAGCAAAUUACAAGUUUUUUCUUUUGCUCAUAUCUUUGUUAUAUAGAUGGUUAUUAUUGCUUCACCUAAAUUUUUAAUGGUACAUGAAUCUGACAAAUCAUUUUUAUCA